Molecule: messenger RNA, 2175 nt
Organism: Drechmeria coniospora
Lineage: Eukaryota; Fungi; Ascomycota; Sordariomycetes; Hypocreales; Ophiocordycipitaceae
Product: transcription factor TFIIIC complex subunit Tfc6
Exons: 2
Coding region: 1-2175 (724 amino acids)
Biological process (GO): transcription by RNA polymerase III
Cellular component (GO): transcription factor TFIIIC complex
Molecular function (GO): protein binding
Source: RefSeq, a predicted model, not a curated record
AUGCGCACGCGAACCUCGAACCGCACCAAGACUUUUACGGUGGAAAGGUACGAAUUCGACAGCAGCAGCGAUGACAAAGACGUUGAGCCACCUCGAAAGCGCAAAAACGCCGAAGAACGCGAUGCAAACUUUGACGACGCCCUUGAUGCCAACGAAGCUCUGGACGAGGACGAAGAGAGCGACAACGAAAAGGAGGAUGCCGUUCUCGCCGAGUCCGACGCUGCCGGCCCCUCCGCUGACACGCCUCACAAGUGGCCGAGAAGUCACAUCUCCCGUCAUCGACGCAAGCCCCUCAAGGCACGGCUGCCGGCUGGUAGCGCAUUGGCGUACCGCGACAUCGACCCUGUGCCGCCCGACAGCCACGCAGUCAAGAGCUACGUCGGUCCUUACUCGCGCACCAUCCGAGGUCUGGCCAUGGUCGAGAUGUGGUACGGGCCGACGCUCUCCAAGAUCCGCUUGGCGCAAAGGCUGCUCGACCGCUGGAUUGGCUGGACCGUACUGCCGCCCAAGGUCGUCGCCCACGACGAGCACCUUGGUCUCCGCGCCGUCUGGACACCUGGUUUUUUCGAGGGCGAGGCUAGAUUUGCCCUCUCGUGGAUGGAGCGCGUGAGAAGCAGCCUGGCUCGUGGCCAUGGACCACCCCAGCUGCGGCAGCUGUCCUCGGACGAGGCCGCGCCGUACCAGCUCUCGUCCGGGUCCCUGCCCGUCCUCGUCGGUCCGUAUCCUAACCAGUCGGAGAUUUGUCUGGCGCCCACCGAGGCCUGCUCCAUCGCCCAUUCGGGUCUACCUUUUGCCAAAGAUGAAGACGCCACCAAGAUGGCCGGCGGCUGGGUGCUCGAUGCCGCCGGCAUCGUCAUCGGCAUGGAUUGGGCACCGCGCAGCCGGGAGCUGGCCGUCCAGGUGCUCGCCCUCGCCGUCAUCCCGCACGCGGACCAGAGGAACUACAACUUUGAGGUCGAGCACCAGAAACCAGAUUUUGAAAGGCAUGGCGUCGUGCAGAUAUGGGCCUUUCGAGGAGACAAGUCCCAACACAAUGUCGCGAGGCCUUCCACUCUUCCGCCGCGGCUGCAGAGGACCCUGUGCUUCGAUUACGGCCGUGCGAGGAGGGUCAGAUGGAGCCCCGGCUGUGAAUUGCUAGCCGUCCUGUGCGGUGACGGCAGGAUAUGCAUCGUCCAGGUCGACUGCGACGACGAGGGGGAACGGGGUUACGAAAUGGUCCAGAAUCCCGUCGCUUCAUUGCUCCUGUCGAACGAGCAAGCCGUCAAGGCCACCGCGAUGGCCUGGGUCUCGCUUAACCGCCUCGUGGCAGGCUACUCGGACGGCUCCAUCGCCCUCUGGUCCGUCCACCCGCCUUGCCUCCUCUCGCGACACCCCACCCACCACAGCGCCGUUGUCGACAUCGCCACCGGCUAUCCAGCCAUGCCCUAUCUCGUCGCCUCCACUCCCGUCGGAGGUUCGGCCAAGCUCUUCGACCUGCGCGCUCCGAGCAUCGAGACGACCGAGGUGCAGACCAACGCCGUCAACUGGCAGCCCAACCUGCUCUCCUGGAGCGACCACACCCAGGGCUUCUACUCGACUUACCCCUCGGCGAACGCGCUCAACACCAUGGUCGGUUUUAUGAAUCACCGGCAUUUCCCCCUCGUCCGCCGAGUCUUUACGAGCGAUUGUUUCCUCGCCUGCCUGUCCGUCGGCAAGACGCACCCCUUCCUCCUCGUCGGCACCACCGACGGCUCGCUCUGGUCUCUGAACCCGCAGGGGGAGCUGUUCAAGGCCCGGCGCCCGCCCCAGGACCGCCUCCGCAUCUUCCAGCACCGCCACCGCUCCGCCGACAUGUUUCCCCAACAUUCGCCGGCAUCCGCCCGCGGCGCCUCGCAGAUAAUCCACGGCUUCGCCAUGGAAAAGAACCUGCACGGCCCGGCCGAGGCGAAGCCGGCGCCGAAGAAGUUCAAGAAGGCAAAGAAGGCCGACGAGGCCGACGAAGGUGGCGCCGACGACGAACCAGCCGCGCUCGCGGACCCUACCCGCGGCAUCGUUCACGAGCUUGGCACGAGGAUCACCGUGGUCGAGUGGAAUCCAAACGUCGAGUACGGGUGCUGGGCUGCAGCGGCCAUGGCCUCGGGUUUGGUGCGCGUCAUGGAUCUCGGGCUCGAGAACGUCGGCGACGGGGAUGGCUGA